Messenger RNA from Bacillus rossius redtenbacheri, 4897 nucleotides. It is a transcript of the gene Cand1, whose product is annotated as cullin-associated NEDD8-dissociated protein 1. The transcript has a single exon. Gene Ontology annotation, biological process: protein ubiquitination; SCF complex assembly. NCBI's taxonomy places the organism in Eukaryota, Metazoa, Arthropoda, Insecta, Phasmatodea, Bacillidae. The record is from RefSeq and is a predicted model, not a curated record. Gene Ontology annotation, cellular component: nucleus. Bases 138 to 3863 code for a protein of 1241 amino acids.
GUUUCACUUCUUAUAUCGAAUCUAUGGAUUUUAAGAUAAGUUGAUCAAGCGACGAUAAUUUAUUGUUUGGAGGAAAAAUCGCAAGCCUAUAUUAGUAAUUAUUGUAUUGUUUUUGAUUUAAUAAAGUAGAAGGCACCAUGGCGACUGUAUCUUUUCAAAUAGCUCAUUUACUUGAGAAAAUGACAUCAAGUGACAAAGAUUUUCGGUUUAUGGCAACUAAUGAUCUAAUGUCGGAAUUGCAAAAGGACAACAUAAAAUUAGAUGAUGAUUCGGAACGUAAAGUAGUUAAAAUGUUGCUUCGGUUGUUGGAAGACAAAAAUGGUGAAGUUCAAAAUUUGGCCGUGAAAUGCUUGGGUCCACUUGUGAACAAAGUUAAAGAGUACCAAGUGGAAAUGGUAGUGGAUGCUUUGUGUAACAACAUGGUCUCAGAUAAGGAACAGUUACGCGAUAUUUCUAGUAUUGGACUGAAGACUGUAAUCAGUGAAUUGCCCUUGGCUUCCAGCUCACUUGCCGCCAACGUUUGCAAGCGUAUUACCGGCCGGCUGAGCAGUGCAAUAGAGAAACAGGAUGUCUCGGUACAGUUAGAAGCUCUGGAUAUACUGGCAGAUUUACUGUCUCGUUUUGGUAACCUGCUCAUAUCAUUUCACAGCAGCAUCCAGGCGGCGCUUUUACCCCAGUUAUCAUCUCCCAGGGAAGCCGUCAGGAAAAGGUCUAUUGUAGCCUUGAGUCAUUUGGUGACAUCCUGUAACCAUACACUGUAUGCAAAAAUUAUGGACUUUCUGCUGGAAGGUUUGAGCCAGAGCACCACUACAUCAACAACACGCACAUACAUCCAGUGCAUAGCAGCAGUUUGUCGCCAGGCUGGGCAUCGAUUCGGUGAACACAUUGAGCGAGUGAUGCCUCUCAUAGAGCAAUACAGCCGCAAGGAGGAUGAUGAGUUACGGGAACACUGUCUGCAAGCAUUUGAAGCAUUUGUGCAACGCUGCCCAAAAGAGAUUACACCUCACAUAAAUUCUAUCACCGAGCUUUGUUUGUUAUAUAUUACUUACGAUCCCAAUUACAAUUACGAUGAAGGGGAGGAAUGUGACGAUGGAAUGAUGGAGACAGAAGAGGAUGAAGAUGAUGAUGACAAUGAAGAAUAUUCAGAUGAUGACGAUAUGAGUUGGAAAGUUCGCCGUUCUGCUGCCAAGUGUUUGGAAGCUGUUAUCACAACUCGCCAUGAGAUGUUGGCAGAUUUCUAUAGAGUUUUAUCACCAGCAUUGAUCGCAAGAUUUAAGGAACGUGAAGAAAAUGUCAAGUCCGACAUAUUUCACGCUUACAUAGCUCUGCUAAAACAGACACGUCAAACUGUUGUUACGAACCAUGACCCAGAGAGCAUGGAACAGCAGGAAAGUCCUUUCUGUAUGCUAAAUGCCCAAGUCCCAGCAAUUGUUGAAGCAGUGCAUCAGCAGAUGAAGGAAAAAAGUAUCAAAACUCGUCAAGAUUGUUUCGCACUUUUGCGAGAGUUAGUGAUUGUUUUGCCUGGUGCUUUGACCAAUCAUAUUCCAACUCUCAUACCAAGUAUAUUAUAUUCCAUGGGGGAUAAGAAUUCCAGCAGCAACAUGAAAAUUGAUACGUUGACAUUUGUUCAGUGUUUAUUGAACACCCAUCCAUCCGAAAUAUUUCGCCCUCUGAUGCCAGUGUUGGUGCCAGGGGUCAUAGCUGCAGUGGGUGACAGCUUCUACAAGAUAACAGCAGAGGCACUGGUGGUUUUACAGCAACUAGUCAAGGUGAUCAGGCCCUUGGAUGAACCUUUCAACAUGGAGUUUGCUCCCAUCACUAUCGAGCUGUACAACUGCACGCUGCUACGUCUUAAAACUGCAGACAUAGAUCAAGAAGUGAAGGAAAGAGCAAUCUCUUGUAUGGGACAAAUUAUUUGUCACAUGGGCGAUUUCCUGAAGGAAGAACUACCAAUAUGCUUGCCAAUAUUUUUGGACCGCCUUCGAAACGAAAUCACCCGCCUCACUACUAUCAAAGCACUUACUAAAGUUGCUGGUUCUCCUCUAAAUAUUGAUUUGAGACCAAUUUUGGCAGAAGCUGUUCCAGUCCUAGGCUCAUUUUUGAGGAAGAGUCAGCGUUCAUUGAAACUGAGUACGCUCAUCCUUUUAGACACACUCAUAAAAAAUUACAGUAGUGCUGUCAAUUCAGAACUGCUUAACAAAGUGAUUGUCGAGCUGACUCCUUUGAUAAGCGAGGCAGAUCUACACAUUGCCCAGCUCACUUUGACGUUGCUGACAUCCAUCGCGCACGUGUACCCAGCUGCCCUUGCUCUGAUUUCAGACACAAUAUUAUCAGAGAUCAUCGUCUUGGCAAAGUCGCCACUUCUACAAGGUGCGGCUCUUAACUCGAUGCUGGAGUUCUUUCAAGCUCUUGCCAAAGCUGGUCUGCCAGGAAUGGGCUACAGGGACCUCCUAAACAUGCUGGUGGCACCCAUUGCCUCGAACGCUUCCGGUGGCAACGACAGGAGUGGGGGCAUAUCCCUGCUGCACAAGCAAGCAUUCCACUCACUGGCAAAGUGUGUUGCAGCAUUAACGGUCGCUUGGCAGCACGAGGCAUUCAACGUCGUUCAGCAGUUUCUCUGCGAUAUCCAGACCCCCAUGUCGGAUGCACAGCAUGUGUUUGCCCUGCUCGUGAUCGGGGAGAUAGGGCGGCACGUCGAUCUCAGCAGCAUCGGCAAUCUGAAGCAGGUGAUCCUGCAUUCUUUCUCAUCGCAGUCCGAGGAGGUGAAGUCGGCAGCAUCCUACACCCUGGGGAGUGUCGCGGUCGGUAACCUCCCGCAGUACGUGCCCUUCGUGCUGCAGGAGAUAGAGACGCAGCCACGACGUCAGUACCUACUGCUGCACUCGCUCAAGGAGAUCAUCUCGUAUCAGUCCGCCACUCCCGAAGGCAUCCAAGCACUGCACCCCUUCGUCCCGGCCAUCUGGCAGCAGCUGUUCCGCCACUGCGAGUGCGGGGAGGAGGGCAUGCGCAACGUGGUGGCGGAGUGCCUCGGACGACUGACGCUCAUCGACCCGGCCAGCUUGUUGCCGCGCCUGCAGGAGUCCCUGGGGUCCCCCUCGCCCCUCAUGCGCACCACGGUCGUGACGGCCGUCAAGUUCACCAUCUCGGACCAGCCCAAGCCCAUCGACCCCCUGCUGCGGCAGAGCAUCGGGCGGUUCCUGCGGGCGCUGGAGGACCCCGACAUCAACGUGCGCCGCGUGGCGCUGGUGGCCUUCAACUCGGCGGCCCACAACAAGCCGUCGCUGAUCCGCGACCUGCUGGACUCAUUGCUGCCGCAGCUCUACGCGGAGACGAAGGUGCGCAAAGAGCUGAUCCGCGAGGUGGAGAUGGGCCCCUUCAAGCACACGGUGGACGACGGCCUGGACAUCCGCAAGGCGGCCUUCGAGUGCAUGUACACGCUGCUGGACUCGUGCCUGGACCGCAUCGACAUCUUCGAGUUCCUGAACCACGUGGAGAGCGGGCUGAAGGACCACUACGACAUCAAGCUGCUGACGUACCUGAUGGUGGCGCGGCUGGCGCAGCUGUGCCCCACGGCGGUGCUGCAGCGGCUGGAGCGCCUGGUGGAGCCCCUGCGCAACACGUGCACCACCAAGGUCAAGGCCAACUCGGUGAAGCAGGAGUAUGAGAAGCAGGACGAGCUGAAGCGCUCGGCCUUGCGGGCCGUCAGCGCGCUCGCCAACAUCCCGGAGGCCGACAAGAACCCUCACCUCGGAGAGUUCCUCUCCCAGAUCAAGUCGUCCUCCGACCUGAACGUCAUGUACGAGUCGGUGCAGCGCGACACCUCCGCCUCUAGUCAGGACCCCUUCUUCAUGGACUUGAGUUAGGCCCCUCCCGCCAGCCUCUCGUCUGGCGUGCCGUUUAAAUUAUUUGGAGAGAUUUAGUCCGAACAUUGUUUGCUGUCAGUUUGCUGGGCUGUAUGUGUUAACGGUAGGAAAGCAAAGCCAAUAAAUUGCUGCGUGUGCAGAGUAGCUGCGUGGCUCAGCAGAGCUUUCGAAAUUUUAUUUUGAUUUCUGUCAAGUCCUGUAUGUCUGGUUGGUAGUACUUUUAUUACCUGUAACUGGUUUCAGGUUUUCUUGUCACAUUCUCAUAAAUGCAAAACUCUUUUUGUGUUGAUUUUCAAAAAAGAUCUCUUCAUGAUAAAGUGAAGGUACUAAAUGGGGAAUUAAUUUGAUUUCACAUGUGUUACAGACAAUAAUCAAUGUAUUUUUAAUUACUAUAGCAUUAAAUUCACACAGUCAGUUUUCAAAAGAUGGGAUGUAAUAUGAGCACUUUCACAACAUUAAAAUUGAGUGUGAAAAAUGAUGACAUAUUUAAUUAUAUUUGAAUACAAAGCUUAAUGGAGCUUUAAAUGCCCCUUAAACUAGUUCACAAAUAGUCAUAAUUUCGUAACUCUAAAUCACACUUGUGUGUGUGUGUGUGUGUGUGUGUAUUUUUACUUAGUUAAAAAUUGACUGAUGUAUGUACCUACCCCAUAUUGUCUGUAGGGAUGUUUUAUCAACCAGAAUUAAUUAUUGUGACAUGAGUACGUGUUCCCCCCCCCCCCCCCUCCUUUUUUUAAACUUAAAACUGUAAAUGAAGGAGUAACAUUUUUUUUUUUUUUUUAAUAUUCAUAAGCUUUUUGUACCUAAUUUAAAGCUAAUUACGUUUUUAUUCACUGUUUAUGUUUCUAACAGUGUCUAGUGUGUGCUUGGUUUCUGCCGAGAAGAAGUCAUGAAUCUGAACUGGGAAACUUGCGUUCUUCUGUCCGGACUGGCAGCCACCUGGUUUGACGGUCGGUGCGAAGAGUGUUGCUGCAUAUAAUUGAGAAAUUUGCUGUAAGAUUGUUAAAUUGAAAUUAAUAAAUUGUUUUAUAUUUCAA